AUGAACAAAACUGAAUACACUGAAUUGAUUGAAAAAAACAUAGAUAAGACCCUAAUCGAUGCUUUUAAUUAAAAGCCUUUGACUAUAAACAUGUAGUAAUAGCAAAUGUUUGGGUAUAUGGGUGGAGAACUAAUUCCUCCUUAGCAAUAGCCUUUAAUAUAAGGAAACUAAUUCCCAAUGCAAAAUUAUUAUCAAAUGUAAAAUCAAGUUUAGAUGAACUAUCCUGGGCAGAUGUAUUCUUAUCCACCUAAUGCUAUUUAGUAGAUGUCAAUUCCUAACUAGUUUAAUCCUAUGCCCUAAGUUGGAAAUGGCUAUUAUUAGCAUUAAAUUAGAUAGCAAUCUUAUAUUGACAGCUCUAACCAAAAUAUGAUCAUUAAUGAUGAAAUAAUGUCUCCUUUAGCUUAGUAGUAGUAACAGUAAUAGUUGUAGAUUAAUCAUUAUUUAGAGAAUAACGUAAAAUUACAGUCUGAUGCUAUUUAGAUUAUAGGAUAUCCAUAAAAUUAAAAUAUUAUAGAGUAACUUAAGUUAUCAUAACAAAACUGCCCUAUAUGCAAAAAAUUUAUUAAUUUGCAGACUGAUGAUUUCUAGGUUUUUAAAGUAGGCUAAGUAUAAAAAAAUUAUGUUAUACACUCUAAUUGUUAUUAAAGUUAUAUGACUACACAAAACAACAUCUAAUUUGUAACUAAAAGUAUUUAACAUGUUUAAACUGAUACAUUCUACAGCUUUGAUGAAUCUCAAAAAUUUAGAACAACAAAGUUCAUCCCUGCCUCCUUUGAUAUAUUUCACCCUGUUUCAAAUUAAAAACUAUUCAGAUUAGAAAAAUUCAUACCUAUUUACUUCGGUAACGAUUAAAAUGCGUACUGGAAAAUGAAUAAUUAGCAUGCAGAAUUCUUUGAAUAACAAUAAAUAGCUUUACCAUUUUUAAGAUCCAGAUGCAUUCUAACAUUGCAUUUUGAUAAGGAAAUUUACACUUUUGAAUUUUAAUGGGACUUUUUAAGCACAGUGGAUAGAUAUCAACCUUUUGAAAUGAAAAUAGAGUAGAAUGGCAACAUUGUUUAAAUUGGAGUUUAAUUUGUAAAGUUUGAGAAAUGUUCUAGCAACAUAUAGCAACUUUUUUCAAAUUUAAGCUAGCAAAAUACUGUUUUAUUAGAUUUUUAGUAUAUGAACAUAAAACUUCCUCUCAAGUCCAAUGAAAAUCCAUCAGGAUAAAAUACACCUUAAACUGAAUUAAGGAGAACUUAAAAGAGUUCCUUUAAUCCUCUUGUCUAAGUCAAUUCUCCAGUCCAUGAAAAACAAUAAAAAAAAUAAAUAUUCCUAAAGAAUUAUCCUAACUCUAUGGAAAAUUCAGUUACUUACUCUCCUAAAAAUAUAUCUAACACAAAAGAUAUAUAGGAAGAUCUAAAUAAUCUUAAUUUUAUCACUUAAGACACUAAUGACUUUCAGGUAAAUCCAGGUGAAGAAUUCACAGACAUUAAAUCCUAUAAAGAUAUAGAAGGCACUAUUCUCAACUUAGCAAAGACUAAUGGAGGAAGUCAUCAACUCUAGAGAUUCUUUCAUCAAUGUUAAGGAUCAGAAAUAGAUUCUGUAAUAGAUGAAAUUUAUGAAGAACUACCAAAUUUAGUUACUGAUUCAUAUGCUAAUUAUAUGUUUUAAUCCUUAAUAUAAGUUUGUUCUAUAGAUCAAAGAAAAAAAAUAUUAAAAAAAGUUUCUAAUCAUACUGCAGAUCUUGUUUAUGAUAAGAAGGGAACUCAUUCUCUCUAAACAUUGAUUUCUUUGAUUAAUUUAGAUGAAGAGAUUGAUUUAAUUAUGAAUAAUAUAUAAAAUAAAAUUUCAGAACUCUCUUAACAUCACAAUGCAACUCAUUUUAUUUAAAAAAUAAUUGGUUGCUUCCCUUUAAAAAAUUUGCAAUGUAUUUUUGACACAAUCAUUAAAGAUAUUGUUAAAUUUGGUAAUAAUUAGCACUCUCUUUGUGUGCUUAAAGCAAUGAUGACUAAAUUAAAAGGAGAUAGUAAAUCCGAAAUAAUUAUAGAUUUAUUAGCUUAAAAUAACGAUGAACUCAUUCAAAAUCCAUUUGGAAAUUAUGCAAUUUAACAUGCAUAUGAUUGUUAUGAAGAGGAAAAGUGUGAAAAAAUAACUGCAAAGAUACUUGAAAAGUUAUAACACUUCUCUAUAUAAAAAUACUCAUCAAAUGUAAUAGAGAAAUGCAUAUCAACAUAUUGCAAAGAUUUUUACAAAAGAGCAAUUUAAGUAAUUAUAUAAAAGAGAUGUAUUGCUGAGUUCAUGAAAAUAUAGUAUGGUAAUUUUAUCUUGCAAAAGUUACUUGUUCUAAGCAAUGAUAAACCUGAAUAUAAAGAAUUGGUUAAUGCUAUUAAAAAUAAUAUUAAUAAUAUCCAUUAAAUAAAAUUCAAAAGUAAAUGGUAAAGUUUCUUAGAUUAAAACAUUUAAGCUUCUCAAAUAGGUUUCACUGCUGAUUCUCCCUCUUCAGUUAAGCAUCAUAGCAAUACUCCUACAUCUCAUUCAGCAGGUUAAUCUUAUUUUGGAGCACAUAGAGUCAAUAAAAAUAACUCCUUCCAUGUUGAAAAAAAAAGUACAUUCUCAGAUAGCUUGUAAAAUAAUAACGAUUCAAAUGAUGAAGGAUUUGAAGUAAAAGAUACAUAAUAAAGUAGAAUUAAAAGCAAAUUCAAAAACUAAUGA
Messenger RNA from Tetrahymena thermophila SB210, 2694 nucleotides. RefSeq names its product RNA-binding protein, putative. Gene Ontology annotation, cellular component: cytoplasm. Gene Ontology annotation, biological process: post-transcriptional regulation of gene expression. The record is from RefSeq and is a predicted model, not a curated record. Gene Ontology annotation, molecular function: mRNA binding. NCBI's taxonomy places the organism in Eukaryota, Ciliophora, Oligohymenophorea, Hymenostomatida, Tetrahymenidae. The transcript is spliced from 15 exons.